Molecule: messenger RNA, 3106 nt
Organism: Gaeumannomyces tritici R3-111a-1
Lineage: Eukaryota; Fungi; Ascomycota; Sordariomycetes; Magnaporthales; Magnaporthaceae
Product: calpain-9
Exons: 7
Coding region: 275-2866 (863 amino acids)
Biological process (GO): proteolysis
Cellular component (GO): cytoplasm
Molecular function (GO): calcium-dependent cysteine-type endopeptidase activity
Source: RefSeq, a predicted model, not a curated record
GUCCUCUUCAUAUAGAGCGCGGCCAUCGCGUCUGCCCCAGGAUGAAGAUAGAAAACCGUAGAGGCCCCUUUCCAUUUAGCAUCUUUUAAGCCGCCCUUUCGGACCUAUCGGCAAAUAAAAUCUUCUCCUUUCUAUUGUUUUAUCAAAGCACCAUCCGUCUCUCCCAGGACAGCAUUCAGGGCAGGAAGUUGUUAGCUUCGGCCGGCAGGAGAUCAGCUAACGGCCAGACAUACCUCAAGAAUCUAGCAACGUAACAUCAAUCGCUUUGGUGAAAAUGGCCGAUGCCGCCGCCGCUGCGAAGAAGCGGGACCCCUCCAAGGCUCCUCAGGAGCAGGUCUCGGAGUUCUGGGACAAGUUCUUCACCAAGAAGCCCGGCAAGGUGACCUCCAUCUUCCCGCGGCGCCUCUACGCCACCCUGCUCCCUCCGGACUGCUCCCGCGGCACCGCCACCACCCGCAACGCCGCCGAGUCGUACAAGGCCGCCGCCAAGGAGUGCCGCGAGCGCGUCCGCCGCGCCGUGCGCGACUGCCACCUCAAAAACGAGAAGUUCACCGACCCGGACUUCGACAUCGAGACGGACCCUGAGGGGAACUGCCUCAACGGCCUAAUCCGCGAGGAUCCCUACUGCUAUCACAGCAGCGAUAAUUCCGAUUCCGGCGAUGCCGGAGACGCCGGAGACGCCGGCCAUACCGCCGGCGCCGCCAAGAGUGAGCAGCCGCGCCGCAAGGCCGCUGCCACGGCGUCUCGCCGUGGGCGUGGCGUGAGGGCCACCGGCACCCUCUACACCCCGGGGUCGGUCCAUCGCGUCGACUGGAUCUUCGACAGCCCCCGCUUCACUGUCGAUGGCUACUCGGCCUCCGACAUCAAGCAAGGCCGGAACGGCAACUGCUGGUGGCUGGCCGCUGUGGCGACUAUCGCUCACCGCAAAGACCUGAUAGACCGCGUCUGUGUGGCACGCGAUGAGGAGGUGGGCGUGUAUGGCUUCGUCUUCCAGCGUGAUGGCGACUUCAUUCCCGUCCUGGUCGACGACAAUCUUUUCUUGACCUACUCCGACUAUAACGGGUAUAGUGGCGAUUACGAUCCCAUCGGCAGGCUUGAGAGGGACCACCGUUCAAGGCACCAAACCGGCUCGGAGGCACUCUAUUUCGCCAGCUGCGAAGACAAGAAUGAGACGUGGCUGCCCCUGCUGGAGAAGGCAUAUGCCAAGAUCCAUGGUGACUACGAGGCGAUCGAGGGCGGUUGGUCUGGGGAGGGGGUCGAGGACAUGACUGGCGGCGUGACAACCACGCUGGUCACCAACAGGGUCCUGAACAAGGACAAGCUCUGGCGCGAGCUGGUUAAUGACGCUGGCGACUUCGUCUUUGCCCUCUCUGCUAUGGGAACGGGCUGGGACUCCAACGCCAACGGCCUGGCCCUCAAUCAUGCCUACUCAAUCCUGAAAGCAGUCGAGGAGGUCGGGGAGAAUGGUGACAGAGUCAAACUGGUUCAGAUCCGCAAUCCGUGGGGUCGACGGGGCGGUGCCGGAUUCGGCGAGUGGAACGGUCCUUGGUCUGACGGCAGCAAGGAAUGGACUCCCUACUGGCUCAAGAAGCUAGGCCACGUGUUCGGCGACGACGGUGUGUUCUGGAUGUCCUUCCGCGACAUGCUCGAGAAGUUCAAGUUCAUGCACAGGACCCGGCUCUUUGACGAGAAGUGGACUGUCGUGCAGCAGUGGACAAAUGUCGACAUCAGCUGGGUUACCGGAUACCUUCAGUCGAAAUUCCUGCUCGAGGUCAAAAAGGGCGGUCUGGUCGUCAUCAGCCUCUCGCAGCUGGACGAGCGCUACUUUGUUGGGCUCGAGGGCCAGUACACCUUCUCGCUGCACUUUGUCCUUGAGGAGGAGAAUGGAAAGACUGGCGAGCACAUCUGCCGCGUCCGGCCUGCUCAUGAUUGGGAGAACCGUUCAGUCAGCUGCGAAGUGGAGCUCGAGGCCGGCCGCUACGAAGUCAUUCCCAAGAUCACGGCCACGAGGGACGCGGACAGGAAGCUUGUCGAGGACAUCGUCCAGGAGUGCGCCGAGAAGCACCCCCAGAAGCUCCGGCAGAUCGGGAUGCAGUAUGACCUCGCACAUGCCAAGGGGGGCGUGACAGACGAGGACCUGCUGCUGGAGACCAAGGCUGAGGCCAAAAAGAGGAAGGAGGAGGAGAAGAAGAAGAAGGAGAAGACCAAGAAGGAAAAGGAAAAGGCCAAGAAGCAGAAGGAAAAGGCGAAGCAGCUCAAGGAGAAGCGUGAGAAGAAGGCGAAGGAGCGGAAAGAAAGGGCCAAAAGGAUCGCCGAGAAGAAGGAGAAGAAGAGAUUGGCUAAGGAAGCCAAGGCGAAGGAGGAGGCCGAGGCAAAGAAGAAGGCAGAGAAGGCAAAGGCCGAGGGAGAGGUUGCUAAGGCCGCCGAAGGAAGCGAUGCGCCCACACCAGCCUCGUCAACCGAGAAGGGUUCCGACGACGGCAUUGCUAACGUUAUCAAGAAGCCGGCCGAGGGUGAAACCAAGGCCGACGCAGUUCCGGCCACCAAGGGCGAGGACAAGGCUAAUGCCGACUCAGCUCCUACCGGUAAGGACGAGGACGAAUCGGACUCGGAAGAGGAGAAGGAAGAAGCAGAGGAGGAGGAGGAGCAGGAAGAGGACGAGGAGUCGGAUGAAGAAGAAGCUGCGCCUGCGGCGGCGUUGACACCUGACGACGAUAGCCGGAGCCCCUGGAACGCGGUCUGCGUCAUCGGCCUGCGGGUGUUCUCUCGGGACUCUGAGGUUUCCAUCAAGCUGGUCAAGCCCAAGGAUGCCGAGGAGGCCACCUCGCUCUCGGUUGGCACCACGCCUGCUGGAGCCACCAUGUGAAGGGUGUAGUUUUGGAGCCGAGCUGGCACCUAGCGUUAAAUCGAAUCACAUCAAAUAGCGGUUAGGCUACGGAGCAAUGGAGGUUGUGGAAUGUGUCAAUUAGCAUUCUAUACAAGACGCCAGUAUUGCGUGGUCAGAACGCAUAUACGGCUUCAUCCUUACUUGGUGUGAGUUUGGAUGAUCUAGCGAUUAGAUGAAUGUUAUCCCGUCCGCUCCAUCCCUUCAGCCGAAAAAAAAAAC